Molecule: messenger RNA, 643 nt
Organism: Schistocerca serialis cubense
Lineage: Eukaryota; Metazoa; Arthropoda; Insecta; Orthoptera; Acrididae
Gene: Blos2
Product: biogenesis of lysosome-related organelles complex 1 subunit 2
Exons: 5
Coding region: 138-605 (155 amino acids)
Biological process (GO): lysosome localization; endosomal transport
Cellular component (GO): gamma-tubulin complex; BLOC-1 complex; BORC complex
Molecular function (GO): gamma-tubulin binding
Source: RefSeq, a predicted model, not a curated record
GCCCCUCUUUACGUCACCUGACGUCACUUUCCAGCUGAGCAAUUGUUUGUUUAUAUCGCAUAAAGGUAGAAGUAUGUUCGUGAGAGUACGAGUAGUGUUGCCGAAGUAAAUAAUAGAAAAUCUGCGCUAUUUUGAAUAUGACUGACGAAGGUGAUAGUGAAGGUGUUACAGACUCACCCAGAAGAGGGCCAACUUUGUCAACAAGCACAAGUAGCUUUGAAGCCCUCGACCCACACGAUCCGAACUUAAGCCGCCUUGCCACAAACAUGUUCCAGAAAACGGCAGAUUAUUUGUAUGGAGAGCUGACAGCCACAUUGGACGAUUAUCGUUUGCUGGAAGCGAUGAAUCGUGCUACGAUAACAAAAUAUGCUGACAUGAAGCAGAUUGCUGGAAGUGUUUCGAAGACUAUGGCGGAACUGAAUGAGAAACAUAAGAGCCUGCAGCCAUACCUUGAGCAGAUUGAUCAAAUAGAAGACAGUGUUACUAAACUGGAACAGGCUGCCUAUAAGUUAGAUGCCUACUCUAAGCGACUUGAAGCAAAGUUUAAAAAUUUGGAAAAGAGACUGAACAGAGAAACCGAAUUAAAGAAGCAAGUAACACAGUAGUUGGCUGAAAUAAUAUCUUACUCCAAGAGGAGGUAAUG